This is a messenger RNA of Dicrocoelium dendriticum, 4337 nucleotides long. NCBI's taxonomy places the organism in Eukaryota, Metazoa, Platyhelminthes, Trematoda, Plagiorchiida, Dicrocoeliidae. The record is from the annotation of a GenBank genome assembly.
GCACCUAGCACUGAUUUCAUAUAAUUUUCUCUCUAUACUUCUUUUAUGACUUUUGCAUAAUAUAGCAGUACUUGUAAUUUGUUGUUAGUGUGGUACCACAGCAACUAGCAUCGCAGUAAACAGACACCUCAAUCUAUGGUGUCGCUUUUCAUAAACUGUGCCGUCCGUCAUUCGCUACUAGCACCUAUACCAUCAGCCGCAUGCUGCUGGUCACUCGCGCCUGUGCUUAUACCGAUAAAGCAUCCACGUUCUCUUCGAAUUGGACUAUGAUUUGAUUCCUGCAGCGCCGAUUGUCAUAAUUGAUAUGUUCAGCUGACAACAUGGAUAGGAUUCUGGUGAUUGUCGAAUUUUGCUUUGUGGGAGUAGUUUCCUGCCCUACGGCUUUGUUUCCGUCUGACACUUACCGUCGCUCAAGUUCUUUACUCCUCGAUAUUGUCAAAAUACACUUCACUGCUAAUUCAUUUGAUUCACUGUAUACUCCUAAUUUGGAUCUCGAUCAGUUUGAAUAUUUUUGCGAAAAGCUUUAUACAACAAAUGAUCCCGAAGUACGAUCACAGGCGGAAAAGUCAUGCUCUGCGCUCAGUGAGCGCUCCGACUGUCCGUCCAUCUGUCAACUUCUACUACAGCGGUCGAGUUCUUGCUAUUCCCAGUUCAUAGCUGCAACUGCUUUGACGAAGUAUGUGUCGAAUAGAGACGUAGUCAUUCCCCUCACUACGCGAAUAGAGAUACGUGAUUACGUUCUGAACUACCUUGCUAGCCAUGCGGGAUUGGAAAAAUUCGUACAGCAGGCUCUCGUCACUCUCAUCUGCCGUCUCACGAAAGCCGGGUGGUUUGAUUCAACGGGCGAAAGCGAUGGGUUUCGUGAUAUUUUGAGCUGUUCAUCUAAGUUUAUAGAAUCUGGUCAGUCCCGUGCAGUCCUCAUCGGAGUGCAACUGUUGAACAAUUUGGUUUCCGAGAUGAACCACAACACUGAGUCCGAUACAACUCGGAUAAUCUUUUUACAACGGAAGCUGUCUGCAUCAUUCCGCGACUCGUUGCUGUUCCCCAUCUUUCGCCUCAGCUUGAGUCUGUUGCAUGAGGCGGAUAAAAAUAUUCAGUCACUGGACUUCCGAAACCCUGACCAGCAUGGCCUCGUGUCGCAUUGUUUGCAAUUGGUUCACGCCUGCCUUUCGUACGAUUUCAUCGGCACUACAGCGGGUACCGGAAGCACCAUGGGCGAUGAAUCCUCCACUGGAUUGGACGAUGUAGUUGUGAUUCAAAUUCCCACCAGUUGGCGAUCAGUGUUCCUUGAGAUGGACAACAUACGUUUGUUUUUUCGGCUAUACAACAACUUGCCAUCCGAAUUAUCCACUCUGGUGCUCUCUUGUCUUGUCCAGUUGGCUAGCAUCCGCCGUUCUUUGUUCACUAACCCUGAACGAUCCACUCUGUUGUCCACUUUGGUCGAUGGCACGCGUAACAUACUCGCCAGUCAGCACUCAAACUUGGCGAAUGAGAACACAUACCAUGAGUUUUGUCGCUUUCUGUCUCGUCUCAAGUGCAAUUUUCAACUAACUGAAUUGAUCACCCUUGAUUGCUAUGCUGAAUUCAUUCAGUUGUUGACGGCUUUUACCAUUCACACUUUAAAGUCUUUCCAACAGGAUACCACCAACGCGAACAGUCUGCAUUAUCUACUCGCCUUGUGGCAGCGCCUGAUUGCUAGUCUCCCCUACGUUCAAUCCGCCGAUUCUGGUUUGUUGGAAGAUGCUGCGUCUCAAAUAUCCGCUGUGUACAUCGAAUCGUGUCUGGCGUCUGCAACGAACUACGCAAAUUCCUCCCCCCGUAUUCGGUUGGAUGUUGCGAAGAUGAAGAAAACUGCGUCAGCUCACAAUGUUUGGGAUAUUUCGGGCUCAUCAUUCUCUCGUGGAGACCAGCUGGCUAAAUCCGGUGCGCAAAGAAACGGUCCCUUUACGCUGGACGAUGAUGACGCCGAUGGAGUGGAAUGCUUAUUGGAUGAUCAAACUACUUUGUUGCAGCAACUGGAGCAAUUUUCAGUCAUUGGGCGAUGCAACUUUGAGAAAACGUGUGCACUACUGAUUCGACUGUUCGACGAGACUGCGGGAAGCUACGAGAAGGCAUUAAGUAUGGCAAGCCAAAGCGGGACAUUGGACUCCAGUUUGUUGCAGGUUAUUCGAUUGGAUGAACAUCGCCUUGCUUGGCUUGUUUACAUGGUUGGGGCUCUUAUCAGCAGUCGAGUGAGUUACGCGAGCACUGAGGACGAUUAUGACGGGGAGCUGGUGUGUCGCGUCAUACAACUGGUCCGGCUGACCACCAGUCGCCUUAGUUUCCCCUCCGGACCUGGAAUGCAAGGCGACAGCUCAGUCGCCAUCAGCACUUCAGACCAAUUGAACCAGUCUCCCGGAGCUAUUCGACUUGAGAUCGCUAUCCUCAACUUUUUCGAACAGUUUCGUCGUAUGUAUGUCGGCGAAUCGGUCGGUCGCAUGUCCAGAGUGUAUCAAAAAUUGUCCGACGUUCUGGGAGCUGCUGAUGAUCUAGUAGUUCUCAAUGUGUUCGGCACCAAGAUUGUGACUAAUUUGAAGUAUUGGAGCUUGAACGAACCGAUUUUGAACAGGACGUUGAACCUGCUCUCCGAGCUCUCUAGAGGUUAUACAGCGAUGCGCAAACUUCUCCGUCUGGACGAUAUCCAAUUCUUGUUGAAUAACCACACUCCUGAAAACUUCCCCUUCCUCACCAUUAGCGCUGACUGGCCGACUGCCCCAUCUGUCCGUCACAAAGCUCGUUUACGCCUCCGCACUAGCUUUUACGCGUCUCUUGCUCGUUUGCUGAUGGUCGAUUUCGGAGAGGACGAGGACCGAUUCCUGAAAUUUAUGGCUCCACUGACGAAUGCUGCCAACCAGUUGAUUGUUGCCGUGCUAUCCGGUGUGCCUUCCUCACGCAUGAGUCCGAACUACAUAAACCACGCUCUGGUCGGGCUGGCCCGAGACCUGCGGGGACUUUCGUCCAGUCUGAACACAAAAUCCGCAUACCAAAUGCUAUUGGAUUGGCUCUACCCUACCGGAUUCAAAUUGUUUGCCCGCGCUCUGGAAUUGUGGCCACUUGAUCCAACACUGAACGUGUCGGUGCUCAAAUUGUUGGCUGAAAUCGUACACAAUCGAAAUGGGCGCCUGUUGUUUGACCCCACGGUGCCGACAGGAUACCUGUUGUUCACCGAAUUGAGCAGAAUUCUCACUGCAUUUGGUGUACAGAUCAUCCCUAACACUCGUGAGGUACCAAAACAGUCACUUUAUCAGCUCAAAUUGAAGCCAAUAAUUGCUGCCCUUGAUGCGCUUAAAGUUUGUUUAAGCGGUGGCUUCAUCAAUUUUGGAGUGUUCAGCCUUUAUCGUGAUGAUUCUCUGGAGAAAGCGGUCGAAAUGGGUGUGCAGUUGAUGCUGUCUCUGAACGAUUCGGAACUACAGGACUACCCCCGUGUCGCCCAAUCAUUCUACCUACUACUGGAGUAUUUACUGAACGAUCACGUCGCGUUUGUUGGUUCCCUUGGAGAUGGCGUGCUGAACCACUUUAUGCGAACCAUUGCUAACGGUCUCCUCUCCAUCGACACCACAGUGGCAGAAAACUGUUGUCUGUGUCUAGAUUACAUCUUGACACACAUCUUCAAGUUGGCACAGUCGCAACAGAAUCAACGUAGCUCCGGUGUUGGUUUGGUCUCGUCGCCUGGUCCCUCUGACGACCCGUUGAGACUAAUUUCACUUGAGAGCAGUGCCCUAGUCUCGAACGGUGCCAACCAACUGAGGCGUUACGGAGUUUCUGGUUACGCCGUUUGGUCUGCCCGGACACCGAUUGCAGAGACCACAUUGCUCAAUUUAACGAAAUCGUCAUCAGACAACUUGACACUUCCAGCUGGCUCCACCCUUUUACAGCGUAUUCUAGUCAUCCUUCUCAGUGCAGUCAUCCAAGAGGAUUGUCGGAUUCAAUGGUCCAUGACCAGGCCACUUUUACCUUUGAUUCUGCUUAACAACGCGUAUUACCUUGAACUUCGGAAUCGUGUCAUCGCAAACUUGGCAACUAUACACCGAGAGGCAGUCACAAGGCUUUUCGAAAAGCUGAUGGAAGAAGUCGAAUUCAAUUUGAGCGGUAAAAAUCGUGACAAAUUCACUCAGAACGUUUCCACUUUCAAGCACGCGCUCGGAGAGUUUAUGAAAUGCGCCAACGCCAAAUCGCCGGAAGAGCGUGAAUCGGACGCCUUAUUGGAUGAGAUGAAUACCGGUGUGAACACGGAACAAUAUGGAACAGAGUACAUGUGUCUGAGUAGCACUAUCCUCCAAGCAGCCGGUUUCGAUUGA